Molecule: messenger RNA, 1188 nt
Organism: Hypoxylon trugodes
Lineage: Eukaryota; Fungi; Ascomycota; Sordariomycetes; Xylariales; Hypoxylaceae
Product: Arginase/deacetylase
Exons: 7
Coding region: 1-1188 (395 amino acids)
Molecular function (GO): metal ion binding; agmatinase activity
Source: RefSeq, a predicted model, not a curated record
AUGCUAAUAACUUAUCUUGUUCUUAGUUACGUAGCUUGUGCUACCGCUCACUCCACGGCCAAUGACCAAAAGCCCUUAUCCGGGCCUCACCAAGCUUUAUGGUAUAAUGUUCUACCCGGAGAUGGCGGUACACAGGCGGACUCAGUAUUCUCUGGAAUUUCAACAUUUGGCCGUCUGCCCUAUCAGCCUUGUCUAACUCAAGACGAUGCCAACUAUGACUUAGCUUUCAUAGGCGCUCCAUUUGACACCGGAACUUCUUACCGGCCCGGGGCGCGAUUUGGUCCGUCUGGUAUUCGCCAAGGAUCGCGACGCCUCAAUCUUUACGGAGGAUAUAACGUCCCCCUAGACACAAACCCCUUUAACGGGUGGGCGAAAGUUCUGGAUUGUGGCGACAUCCCCGUGACGUCCUAUGACAACACAUGGGCUCUAAAGCAAAUCGAAGAAGGGCACUACAACAUCCUAUCCCGUGCGCCAAAGACAGCCGCGGAGAAGCCAGGGCCAUCUAAAAACGGGAAGACUCUACCGCGGGUCAUCACACUCGGUGGCGACCACACCAUUACUCUCCCCUUACUCCGCUCCAUCAACCGAGCGUAUGGUCCCGUAUCAGUAAUCCACUUCGACAGCCAUCUAGAUACAUGGCGACCCAAAGUCUUCGGCGGCUCCCCCUCCGAAGUCGCUAGCAUAAACCACGGGACAUACUUCUACCACGCAGCACAAGAAGGUCUAUUAUCCAACGACAGCAACAUCCACGCCGGGAUCCGCACCACGCUCUCCGGGCCCAGCGACUACGAAAACGACGGGUACUGCGGUUUUGAAAUCGUGGAAGCGCGGGAAAUCGAUCAAAUCGGAACCGAUGGCAUUAUCAACAAGAUUGUGGAGAGAGUAGGGACGAAGGAUCCAGUUUAUUUGUCGCUGGAUAUAGAUACGCUAGAUCCGGCUUUCGCGCCCGCGACAGGAACGCCGGAGACGGGUGGGUGGAGUACGAGGGAGUUGCGUACGAUUUUGAGGGGGUUGGAGGGGGUUAAUUUGAUUGCGGCGGAUAUUGUUGAGGUCGCUCCCGCUUACGACACGAACGCUGAGCAUACUACCAUGGCUGCCGCGGAUGCGCUUUAUGAGAUCAUGAGUAUUAUGCUUAAGAAAGGGCCGCUUAGCAAUAUGGUUGCUAGCAACGCGGAGCAGGAGUUGUGA